This is a messenger RNA of Lonchura striata (white-rumped munia), 6548 nucleotides long. RefSeq names its product exostosin like glycosyltransferase 3 (gene EXTL3). Gene Ontology annotation, molecular function: glycosyltransferase activity. Gene Ontology annotation, cellular component: membrane. Lineage: Eukaryota; Metazoa; Chordata; Aves; Passeriformes; Estrildidae. The record is from RefSeq and is a predicted model, not a curated record.
CGCCACUUCGGCAACUUCCGCCGGUUCGGUCGGAAAUGGCCGAAGACGUGCGAGACCCAGCGGUUUAAGAGGAGAAGACCGGCCGGCUUCUCGGAAUAAACCAACUGUGUCCGGCCCGUGGGGGGGGAGCAGGGGAGGGCGGACGGAGCGGGAAGACGAGGCAGCGGCUAUGGCUCCCCCCCCAGCCACUCGCGGCUCCGCCGGGAGGGCGAAGUGAGGGCGCCGAGAGGUUCCAGACAGAUGAGUAGAGAGCUGGCUGCAGAAGAGGGACAGGUUCCAGUUUGUCAGCUGCUCACCGUGUACAGAGGGAAACCCUUGAGAUCAGCGCUGGGAGAAAGAAGAGAGGUGGAGGAGGAGUCGAUGUGGGAUGAGCCCAGGAGCUGAGGGACAGCAGGAAGGGCAGAGCUUCACCCUCCCAGCAGCGAUGAGAGACGCCGACAGUGCUACGAGUCCCUUCUGGCCCCGUCUGCGCAGCGGCUGCCGCCUCUGCAUAUUCAUGGGAUGGUAAUGCAGGAUGUCGGCAGCAGCGGUAGAGUUUGGCUCGGUCCCACUGCGCUUCCCUCCUGCCGGUUGCCACUCUGAAUCACCAUGACAACGCUGUGACACUUCCAGCAAAGGUUGCCCGCGGACCGAGGGUGGGCUGGGGGUGGGCGAGAAGGUCAAUGACCGAGUCUGACGGGAUCAGAAGUUUUGCCUGCAGCAAAACGACCGUGGAAGAGCCACCGGCACGGCAAGAAGAUGAAAUUCCCCUUCCAUUGGCUUCUUGUUGAGCAGGCACAAUAACAUUUCCCUUCGAGAGACUCGCUGUAAAAACUCUUUUGGUUAUGGCUACUGAUCCGACGUGAUUGCGCACGCGGCGACUUCGGAACUCAUGACUGGCUAUACGAUGUUGCGCAAUGGGGGAGUGGGGAACGGAGGCCAGCCGUGGGUGUUGAGGUGGUCCAGUCGCAUCCGGCUCACCUGGCUUAGCUUCACCCUCUUCGUCAUCCUCGUUUUCUUCCCCCUCAUUGCCCACUACUACCUGACCACCAUCGACGACGCGGACGAUGCCGGCAAGCGCAUCUUCGGCCCCCGCACCGGCAACGAGCUGUGCGAGGUGAAGCACGUGCAGGACCUGUGCCGCAUCCGCGAGUCGGUCAGCGAGGAGCUGCUGCAGCUGGAGGCCAAGCGGCAGGAGCUCAACAGCGAGAUCGCCAAGCUCAACUUGAAGAUCGAGGCCUGCAAGAAGAGCAUUGAAAAUGCCAAGCAGGACCUGCUGCAGCUGAAGAACGUCAUCAGCCAGACUGAGCAUUCCUACAAAGAGCUGAUGGCUCAGAACCAGCCCAAGCUCUCCUUGCCCAUCCGGCUGCUGCCAGACAAGGAUGAUGCGACCUUCCCCCUGCCAAAAUCCAACAGGAACUGCAGGCUGCACAACUGCUUUGACUACUCACGCUGCCCGCUGACGUCUGGCUUUCCAGUCUAUGUCUACAACAGUGACGAUUACCCUUUCGGUAGCUCCUUAGACCCUUUAAUUAAACAGGCCUUUGAGGCGACUGUCAGAACUAAUGUUUAUGUUACUGAAAAUGCAAAUAUUGCUUGUGUGUAUAUAAUUUUAGUGGGGGAAAUGCAAGAGCCCGUAAUGCCAAAACCUACUGAACUAGAGCAACAGUUGCACUCUUUGCCAUAUUGGAGGACUGACGGACACAACCAUCUGAUCAUCAAUCUCUCGAGGAAGUCGGAGACUCAGAACUUCAUUUACAACAUCAGCACGGGGCGCGCCAUGAUCGCCCAGUCCACCUUUUACGACGCCCAGUAUCGGCCGGGCUUCGACAUCGUGGUAUCGCCUCUGGUCCACGCCAUGUCCGAGCCCAACUUCCUAGAGAUCCCACCCCAGGUGCCGGUCAAGCGUAAGUACCUGUUCAGUUUCCAGGGGGAGAAGAUCGAGUCUCUCCGCUCCAGCUUGCAGGAGGUUCGCUCUUUCGAAGAGGAGAUCGAAGGCAACGCCCCGGCCGACUACGACGACCGGAUCAUCGCCACCUUGAAGGCUGUUCAGGACAGCAAGCUGGACUUUGUUCUGGUGGAGUUCACAUGCAAGAACCAGCCUAAGGCGAGUCUGCCCACUGAGUGGGCUCUGUGUGGAGAAAGGGACGACAGACUAGAGCUACUGAAGCUUUCUACUUUUGCACUGAUCAUCACCCCCGGGGACACCCAUUUAGUGAUCUCCGCCGGGUGUACCAUGAGACUGUUUGAGGCUCUGGAAGUCGGGGCCAUCCCGGUGGUUCUCGGAGAGCAAGUUCAGCUACCCUACAACGAUGUGAUCCGGUGGAACGAGGCAGCCUUAAUUAUACCAAAGCCACGUAUCACAGAAGUGCACUUCCUUCUGAGAAGCAUUUCUGACAACGACCUCCUUGCCAUGAGGAGGCAGGGCCGCUUCUUGUGGGAGACCUACUUCUCCACCUCCGACAACGUCUUCAGCACAGUCUUGGCUAUCAUAAGGACUCGAAUCCAAAUCCCAGCUGCUCCUAUCCGAGAAGAACCCGCCGUGGAGAUCCCCCACCGGUCUGGCAAAGCUGCUGGUACAGACCCCAACAUGGCAGACAAUGGUGACCUGGACCUGGGGCCUGUGGAAACAGAACCACCCUACGCCUCUCCCAAAUAUCUCCGCAAUUUCACCCUCACCGCAAUGGAUAUCUACAGGAAUUGGAAUUCUGCCCCGGGGCCUUUCCACCUCUUCCCCUACACUCCCUUUGACCCCGUCUUACCGUCAGAAGCAAAAUUUUUGGGGUCUGGGACUGGAUUUCGACCAAUUGGCGGAGGAGCAGGUGGCUCUGGGAAGGAGUUCCAGGCUGCUUUGGGUGGCAACGUCCCACGGGAGCAGUUCACGGUGGUGAUGUUGACUUACGAGCGGGAGGAAGUCUUGAUGAACUCCCUGGAAAGGCUCAACGGUCUCCCCUACUUAAAUAAAGUCGUGGUGGUGUGGAACUCUCCCAAGCUUCCCUCCGAGGAUCUCUUGUGGCCGGACAUCGGCGUCCCGAUCAUGGUGGUGCGCACGGAGAAGAACAGCCUCAACAACCGGUUCCUGCCCUGGGACGAGAUCGACACCGAGGCCAUCCUGUCCAUCGACGACGACGCUCACCUGCGCCACGACGAGAUCAUGUUCGGCUUCCGGGUGUGGAGAGAGGCCAGGGAUCGCAUCGUGGGCUUCCCGGGGCGCUACCACGCCUGGGACAUCCCCCACCAGUCCUGGCUCUACAACUCCAACUACUCCUGCGAGCUCUCCAUGGUGCUCACUGGUGCUGCCUUCUUCCACAAGUACUACGCGUACCUGUACUCCUACGUGAUGCCCCAGGCCAUCCGGGACAUGGUGGACGAGUACAUCAACUGCGAGGACAUCGCCAUGAACUUCCUGGUGUCCCACCUGACCAGGAAACCUCCCAUCAAGGUGACCUCCCGCUGGACCUUCCGCUGCCCCGGCUGCCCCCAGGCGCUUUCCCACGACGAUUCCCACUUCCACGAGCGGCACAAGUGCAUCAACUUCUUCGUGAAGGUGUACGGGUACAUGCCCCUGCUCUACACCCAGUUCCGCGUCGACUCGGUCCUCUUCAAGACCCGCCUGCCCCACGACAAGACCAAGUGCUUCAAGUUCAUCUAGGGAGGCGCGAGAGGGCACGGGGCUGGGAGUGCACAACGCCCCUGGCUGAGGCAGACGGGACAGCCAGGAGCGGGACGGGCUCUUCCCCCUUCCCUGCGCUCCCAGCGCAGCUCACCCGGAUGGGAAUGGGAUCCCAGGGCUCCUGUGAGGACACAGCCGUGGAUUGUACACUGAGCAAUGGCUGGCUGCCCACUGGCUCUGCCCCUUCGCUAGCCAAGGGCAGCCGUUCUUUUUAAUUAUAAUUAUUGUUAUUUAAAAUGAAAGUGUUUUAGAUUUGCCGCGUGAGGCGCUUUUUUGUUUUGUUUUGUUUUCUUUUCCCUCUCCCCCACCCCGUUUCCCCCCUCUGGAGGGGACUGUAGCAAGGCCAGGCUGGAGGUGUUUGGGUGCAGCACCGGGGCAGCUCCUGUCCCCACUGCCGUCCCCAUCCAUCCUCCAUGGCACAGCCCUUCCCACCCACCAGAUCCCGGCUUCUCUUGCCCUGUGGCUACUCCUGAGGCCCCUCAGGUGUCACCUGGUGAGGAGCCCUUUGCUCUGCUUUGCUCUGCUCCCCACCCUGAGCCCCUGGAGAGGGCCGAGGUUGGCCUGGCUGGUCCUUCUGGCUCCAGCUCUGCCCCCACGCCGUUCCCGUGCUGCAGCCCGGAGGGUUCAGUUGCUGCUGUCUCAGUUCUUUUCCCACCUUGUCCUGCUGAUCCUCUCAAGACAGGGAGCGUGUUAGGGGCUUAGGGAAGAUCCAGCUGCAGCACAGCCAGGGCUGGGGGUGCUGCAGGCUCCUGGGGGCUCUGACCCUGGGCGUGCCAAAGCUGCAGUUCCCACCCUGCCUCGUCCCCAUCCCGGAGCGCAGCGUGCCCGUGCCGGGUUGGCCGUGGGCCUCCGCCCGGCUGCCUUAACCCCAGCCCAUCCUCACGGCCUGGCUUUGGGCUGUGUCCGAGGCUUAAUCCCAGCAGGAGCUUCCCAGUGUGGGAUGCUGCUGGGAUCACGUUCCCAGCGUGGGUUUGGAGCUGCUUCCUCUCCCCCAGAGCGGAAUGCCGAGCUCAGCUGCUGCUCCACCCCGCUUCAGGCCCAGCUGGACAUGAGGGAGCACAGGAGGGAAGGGCAGGGCUUGGCCCUCGUGUGAUGCUCUCCCUCAGCACAUCCCAGAUGUUUGCGAGCAGCCUGGAGAAGCUCUUGCUGGGUAGGUGGGAAGGUGGCACCUCGGUCACCUUGGUGGCCCUGGUUUUCCUGGAUGCCACCGCUGGUGUGUCUCUGGUGGCUGGGAGCAGGGAUGGUCCAGCAGCAGCUCCUGGGCUCGUUCCCAAGGUCAGCCCUGACCAGACUCUUCCUGCACCACAUUUUGGGGCCUCUCCAAACUCCUCCCCCCAGGUUUUCCUAUCCAUGCUGACACUUCCUCCGUGGGAAGGGGAGGGAAGGAGCAGCCUGUUCCCAGCAGAGCCCAUGGCUCGUGCCUUCACCAGCACCACUGACCACAGCAAAACACGGAUCAAGGAGUCUUUUCCUGGAUUUUUUUCCCCCCUUUCCAUUCCCUUUUUGUUUUGACAUCAGAUGCCCAGAACGAAGCACGUGAAUUGUCACAGUCUCCUUAAAAAUGCCACAGGAGACUCCUGGGAGGCUCUGGAACACCUGGAAGGAUUCUCUGCCGUGCCCAGGGUGGAAAUGUGGCACUUGCCAGGAGCUGUGUCAGCUCCAGCAUUCCCGAGGGACCUGAGCUCCUCUGCCACGGCUUUAAUUGCUCCCUCAUUAGUGGGGGCUCGUUAGCAGGAUGCCGUGGCUCAGGUGCAGCCCAGGCCCGGGGUCAGCUCUGCCUUCCCAGCCCUCCCAGAGCACAGAGUGCUGUGGGCAAGGACUGCACCCAGACACAGGCACUGCUCGGGAGCCUUCAGGCCUCCCAAAAUCCGAAGGGAAACGUCAUUCCAGUGAGGGAUGGGAAGUGCUGGCAUUGCCCAGGGCGUGCUGGGGCUCGGGAUGCUCAGGGAGUCAGAGCCCCAGGCUGGGAAUUCUGCUUUCCCUUGCUGAGUUUUGAAGUCGGGGAUCAGCAGAACAAAUCCAGCUCUUCUUCCUCCCAGCUCUUUGGCCUUUUCCCAAGCUGUUUUUAUUUGCUGGGAGGGAUUCCCUGUCCACUGUGCUGGAGCAGGGGGAUCUCUGUGUGUCGUGGCAUGAAUUCCUCCUUGCUGAGCGCCCCUAAAGGGGAAAGAUUUGGGGGUGAAAGGGUAAAGAGGCUUUUCCUGGGAGAUAACCUGGGCAGCAGCAGCGUCGGGAGGGAUGGAAUUCUGUGGGGAAAUGAAAUGCCAGCAGGAACAUCUUCCCCACCCACAGGGCUGGUGCUGCCCCUCCCGCUCCUAAUGCCGCAGCUCUUUCCCAAAUCAUCCCAAACACCACGGAGCCCCUGGAGCGCAGGAUUGGGAUGCACAGCCCAGCUUUCUGCUCCUCAGACGUGCCAGCACCUGAGCUGUCCUGAGCCCCUCCACCAGGGAGGAGAGGGGGCUUUUCCAGGGAGUGCUCCAGCCCGUGCUGCCAUCCCAGCACCCUUCCUUGCCACCACCCAUCGUUCUCCCGGGACUUUCAGGGCAUGCCAGGGCCACUCCGAAGCUCAGGUUUGGUUGUGUGAUCCAUCCCAGCUCCCGGGGCACGCGGCCUCCACCAGCCCAGCCCUGAGGAGAUGGGAAGGGCUCUUGGCAGCUGCACCUUUUCCCUGUUCCAGAGUUCCUGCUGCUUCCCCCGGGCACGGAGCGAGGCCUUUCCCACUGUAAAUAGCAACGACUGAGGUGACCCGGCCCUGCCCUGCCCUGCCCUUGUGCCCUCGGUGCUGUGAGCACCAGGAUUUCAAAUCCAACAGGAACUGAGAGACAAGGAACACUCCUUCGACACGAGCACAAUGUUGAGUUUUUUGUAAAAGGUUCCAAUAAAUGGAGAGUUUAACUUG